AAUUAAUUGCGACCAUCCUCAACUCAUUUUAGCUUCAAGAAACGCUGAUUCAUUGAAUUUGUAUAAUGAUUAACCCAAAACAACCACAACAAGAAGUUGAAGAGGAGGACUACAUGUCCGAAGCGUUCCUGAACAACCUAGUGCAGCAGGAGAACCAGGACGUGAAGGCCAAAAAAGCCAAUAUGACCUACUCUGAGCGACGACGACAAAAACAACUUGAACAUAUUGCUAAUCUCCCUAAACCACUCCAUGUACGUGAGAAAGAGGCACGUACUCAGGGCUUGCAAAAGGAGAUUGGAGAGGAUAACAAGGGCAUGGCCAUGUUACUCAAAAUGGGCUUCAAGAAAGGUGGGACAUUAGGGGCACGUAAACAAUCAUCAGACAGUGAACUUGUUCCUACCUUAUCACCUUCAAAUCUCAACGCAGAGAAUGUAGCCGCUCGUCCGGAAGCGUUAAGAGUACCGCUGGCUAUUGAGAUUAAACAGGGACGUGGGGGAUUGGGGAUGGAUUCUGAGCGAAAAAGACAGGCAGAGGAAGAACUAAAGCGACAUGAAGAGGAAGCACGCCUUGCAUUCGAUCAAGAUUUCCGUGGUCAGAAGCGAGAUCUAUUUGAUCUGGCGAAAUGGACCCGUCAGCUUACAGCAGCACGAAGCAUCUGUAUGCGCAUGGACUCUAACAGUGCAAGAAGAAAAACGGAGCGGAUGGAGCCAGAAAACCAAAAGAAGGUUCCAGAAGAAUCUGACCCUGCUGCUGAUAUAGAGCAUAAUCAAAGGAGACGAUCUAAUCCUUUCUGGUGGAUUGAUGAUUCUGUAUCGGAUGAAAUUCUUGGUACAUCAAUGAUGGGGCCUGGCGCUCAUGUAGAGAAUGAGCAAGAUCAAGGAGUGACACCUGAACUAAUGACGUCAGAACUUGGUGACGACGAGAGAAGGGGAAACGAUCUCAGCCACGGAGUAGAGAAACGGAUAAAACUAGAUCCGUUACAAAGUGCCGAAAUAUAUGAAGACGUGGUCCAAGAAGAAGUCGAAGAGCCACCCAAGUGGGGAGAGCGGCCCUCAUUUGCUCAGUUAGAGGUUCGUGAAAAGCUUGAUAGGGUUGUGAAAUACCUCCGAGACGAGUACUGUUAUUGCUUCUGGUGCUCCGCACUUUAUGAUAGUCCCACAGAUCUAAAGGAAAUCUGUCCUGGGGAGUCAGAGGAUGAUCAUUAGUCUUUUCAUUAUUAAGGCAAAGGCAGUGAAACCAUUCUCUUCCGCCAUUAUUAUUUAUUUUAUGUCAUUGUUUUUAUUACUAUUAAAGCUGUCGU
Molecule: messenger RNA, 1300 nt
Organism: Lobosporangium transversale
Lineage: Eukaryota; Fungi; Mortierellomycota; Mortierellomycetes; Mortierellales; Mortierellaceae
Exons: 3
Coding region: 66-1205 (379 amino acids)
Cellular component (GO): kinetochore
Molecular function (GO): nucleic acid binding
Source: RefSeq, a predicted model, not a curated record